Pedinophyceae sp. YPF-701 is the source of this 1959-nucleotide messenger RNA. NCBI's taxonomy places the organism in Eukaryota, Viridiplantae, Chlorophyta, Pedinophyceae. The record is from the annotation of a GenBank genome assembly.
AUGGUGCUCGGGGCGAUCAUCGGGGCCGCCCUGGGCGUGGCUGGCGGUUGGAUGCUCUCCGAGAAGAUCGUCAAGGCGGAGCCCACGCCGCGCAUGAAGGAGCUCUUCGACGAGCUCGACUUCGCAAAUGAGCCAAAGUCCGGCGUCCAGGACGUGGUGAUCUCGGACGUCCACGACAAGGCUCUCAAGCGCUUCCUUGCCAUGGCGCCCCUCUGGACCCGGUUCCCGGACUUCCAGCGCACGGGGUGGGUCAACACCAUCCUGGAGCGCCUCUGGCCGCACUACGCGGUGGCCAUCCGCACGCAGCUGCUCGAGAUGCUUCCGGACAUCCUCGAGCAGCAGGUGGGGAAGAUCGACUUCAUCGAGGCCAUCGCGAUCGAGGAGCUGGACCUCGGGAAGCGCGCGCCCCGGCUGGGCGGCAUGAAGGUGUACGAGUCGAACGAGGACGAGCUGGUGAUGGAGACGCCGCUCAUGUGGGGGUCGGGCAUCCACGUGCGCGCCGCGGCCACGAUCCGCGCGGGCAAGGUCUCGAUCUACGCGCCCGUCGAGGUGUCGCACCUGAUGAUCAACAGCCUGGUGCGCAUCACCUUCUCGCCGCUGGCGGAGACGAUCCCGUGCCUGGGCGCGGUGCACGUGUCGCUGCUCGAGCAGCCGUACAUCGACUUCGACGUCAAGAUCCUGGGCAACACGGACGUCAUGUCGCUCCCGUUCGUGGGGUACCUGGCGCGGCAGGCCAUCGAGGGGGUGCUGCAGGAAAUGGUCGUGUACCCGAACAGCCACUCCUCGGACAUCCUCCCGAACGGCGGGCGCGAGGAGCCCGCGCACGGCAUGCUGCACGUGGUCGUGAGGCGCGGGAAGGACCUCAAGCGCGGGAUCAACUUGGGCGCGCUGAAGCAGGACCCGUACGUGUCGAUGUGGACGCGCAAGGACCGCCGCACGCGCACGACGACGAAGCAGAACGACUCGAACCCCGUGUGGGACGAGGAGUUCUACAUCCUGGUGCACAACAAGGAGGAGGACGUGCUCACGCUGCGCAUCUGCGACGACGACUUCGGCGCCGGGCACGACGACGUGCUCGGGGAGCUGCGCGUCCCGCUGACGACCGGGGACGGCCUGAAGUGCGUCCAGGCGCCCGGCCAGUGGUUCACGCUGACGGUCGAGGCCACGAAGGGCAAGGGCAACGUGACGGUCGACAUCAAGUACAUCCCGUUCAAGCAGAAGAAGAAGACGGAAGACAAGGACGCGGUCACGAAGGGCGGGCGGACGGUGGUGUCCACGAAGGAGAUGGAGAGCGGCAAGUACGACCCGAAGGACGUGCGCGACGUGGGCGAGGACAGCCUGGCGCCGGAGGACGCCGCCGCGCUGAAGAAGGUCGCCAAGAACCGCAUGGCCCAGAUCGGCGCGGUGCUCAAGUGGGGCGCGCAGCACGGCGGGGUGCGGGACAUGCAGCGCACCAAGGGCGUACUCACGGUCAAGCUGCACUCGGCCAUUGCGCUGGACGACGCGACGGGCGGGUGCGACCCGUACGUCGUGCUGUCGCUGGUGGACCCGAACCGGCCGCGGCCGAUGCAGCAGCAGAGCAAGGUCAUCAUGAACGACCGCGAACCGCGGUUCGACGAGACGUUCGAGUUCGUGGCCGUCAGCGCGCUGUCGCAACUCAAGCUCGAGGUGUGGGACAAGACGACCGGGUCGGAGCGCGCGAAGAACCUGCUGAAGCUCAAGCUCAAGAGCAGCGGGAAGGACGUCUUCAUGGGGCGCUGCACGAUCCCCGUGAAGGACGUGUCGCGCAACGGGCGCAUCAAGGACGACUUCCCGCUGCAGGAGGUGCAGAGCGGGCGCGUGGUGGUGACGCUGACGUGGACGGAGGUGCGCGUCGACCUCGAGCGGUACGAGAAGGACAGCCUCGCGCACCCGUCGGACGAGACCCUCAAGAGGGUGGCCGAGGCGAGCCUGACCUAG